Molecule: messenger RNA, 3430 nt
Organism: Helianthus annuus (common sunflower)
Lineage: Eukaryota; Viridiplantae; Streptophyta; Magnoliopsida; Asterales; Asteraceae
Product: MDIS1-interacting receptor like kinase 2
Exons: 3
Coding region: 1-3402 (1133 amino acids)
Biological process (GO): protein phosphorylation; hormone-mediated signaling pathway
Cellular component (GO): plasma membrane
Molecular function (GO): protein binding; protein kinase activity; ATP binding
Source: RefSeq, a predicted model, not a curated record
AUGGCAACGACAGUCAGUGAAGUAUUAUGGGUUCGUUGGUUGCUUAAGGAGUUGGAAGUCCCACAAGAUACUCCGACCCAAUUAUCAUGUGAUAAUCAAGCUGCGCGACACAUAGCAAAUAAUCCAGUGUUUCAUGAACGAACAAAACACAUUGAAAUGGAUUGCUAUUUUGUUCGAGAACGCGUCGAGUCAAAAGAGAUUGUUCCCAUGCAUGUUGAUUCAAAAUUACAAAUUGCAGACUUACUUACUAAACCGCUUGGUUCUCAUCAGUUGCAAACAUUAUUAGGCAAGUUGGGCGUUUGCAGUUCCUUCAUGUGCGGCUCAGUUGUAGCAGUCUUACUAUUUUCUUGUUAUAAUCUUUUGUAUGCCCCUUCACUUGCAACUGCUACACCAACAAGUGUAGCAGCAUCUGCUCUUUUGAAAUGGAAAGCCAGCCUUGAUAAACAUAGCCAAUCAGUUCUUUCAUCAUGGGUUGGAAGCAACCCGUGCCAUAACAAUUGGACCGGAGUCAGUUGCAAUAACGCUACUGCAGGCGUAGAGAGUGUUGUAACAAGCAUCAUAAUUCAAAAUGUAAACUUAACAGGUACACUUGGUGAUCUUGAUACAUGGUCAUUACGGAAUCUUGAAACUUUUGAUCUUUCAAAUAACGCGCUCUAUGGCUCCAUUCCUUCCAGCAUUGGGAACAUGUCUAAUCUUAGAUAUUUAUCGUUGAACGCUAAUAACUUCUCAGGGACAAUUCCGUCAGAGAUAGGAAUGCUAAGAUCUUUGGGACUGCUUUCUUUGACCGGUAACCUUCUUACUGGUCAUAUCCCAUAUAGCAUAGGUAACCUCACAAACUUAACUGAGCUUUAUUUGUUCAAUAAUAAUCUGAAUGGUCAUAUCCCAAAUAGCAUAGGUAACCUCAGAAGGAUAGUUUGGCUUGACUUGCAUGAUAAUGAUCUUAAUGGAGCCAUUCCUCCAGAAAUUGGGACAUUAAGUUUCAUCCAAAACAUUGACUUUUCUAAUAAUCAUCUUACCGGAGUCAUUCCUUCUUCAAUAGGAAAUUUAACUUAUCUCUAUUUCCUUUAUCUGUAUCGUAAUCAACUUUCUGGGUCCAUUCCAUCCGAACUUGCUAUGGCUCGGGGUCUCAUAGAUCUUCAGGUUGGCACUAACAAUAUCACGGGUUCCAUUCCACCUACCUUCCAAAAUUUUAGUAGGCUAGGAACGAUGUUACUUAACGAUAACUUCAUAUCUGGGACGAUUCCAGAUUAUAUAGUGAAUUACUCUGAGUUUAGAGUGCUGCACUUAGGUAAUAACAACUUCAGUGGUUUCAUACCACCUGAAUUAGGAAAAAGAACACCACUUUCGGAAUUGUAUUUGUUCAUGAAUAAUUUUGUAGGUUCCAUUCCUCCAAAUAUGAAUCUAAGUAAGAUAGAAAUGUUUGCAGUAUAUGACAACAUGCUCUCUGGUCCUUUACCAAAUGAAAUUUGUGUCUCCGGUUCUCUUUCACAUUUCACAGUGAGCAACAAUCUAUUCUCUGGCCAUGUACCAAAGAGCUUGAAAAAUUGUAGCAGCUUAUUCAGAGUUCGGCUUGAAAAUAACCAACUGACCGGUAACAUAUCUCAAGAUUUUGGGAUAUAUCCGAAGUUGGAUUAUAUGGAUUUGAGUUACAAUAAGUUUUAUGGCGAGGUGUCGAGCAACUGGGGGUCAUGUCCUAAUUUAACUAGCUUAAAGAUAUCCAACAACAAUUUGUCUGGAAAAAUAUCUUCAGAGUUAGGAGGAGCAACAAGAUUAGUCCAGCUUGAUCUUUCAUCAAAUCACUUAGUCGGUGAAAUCCCAACGAGCUUUGAAAGAUUAAGCUCGCUCGUGAACUUGCACCUGGACAACAAUAUGUUAUUAGGUACAAUUCCUUCGGUACUUGGAGAUCUGUACAACUUAGAAGACCUUAACUUAGCAAAAAAUUCUCUUACCGGCCCAAUCAAUGAAAAAUUAGGAGAAUGCUUAAAGUUAAGGAUGUUGAACUUAAGCAGUAAUAAACUUGAGGGACCUAUUCCUAUACAUAUUUCCAAGUUGGACAAGUUAGAAUCCCUUGAUCUUAGUGAAAAUAAUUUGAAUGGGAGGAUACCUCCAUUGCUUGGGGGUUUGACGGUUGUACAAACGUUGAACCUCUCUCGCAAUAAUCUCACGGGAUCUAUUCCUUCAAGUUUAACUGCAAUGGUAAGUUUAACUACAGUUGAUGUAUCUUUUAAUCAACUAGAGGGCCCACUUCCAAAGAUGCGAGCAUUUGAAGAUGCUCCAAAGGAGGCACUUGGACAUAACAAGGGAUUAUGUGGAAAUAACACAGAGUUAGAGUGUCCCACUCAACCAGGUCACCAAGGUAACAAAAAGAAGGUUUCGAUUGUUAUUCUGAUCAUACUUCCUACGUUGGGAUUCAUGUUUCUCGUGCUUGUUGUCGUAUUUUGUUAUCUCCGUAAAAGAAACCCGAAUGUAACCUUUAGGCCACAAGAGACAAGAACACACCCUUUUACUAUUUGGAGCUAUGAUGGUAAAAUGGUGUAUGAGAGAAUCAUUGAAGCCUUAGAGGACUUUGACUCGAAGCAUAUUAUUGGGGUUGGUGGAUACGGAACUGUUUAUAAAGCUGAGUUGUCAUCUGAAAUUUUUGCGGUGAAAAAAAAUCACGCGCCAGAAGAUGGCGAGAUGCAAAAUCUCAAGAGUUUUAAAAAUGAGAUACGAGCAUUGACAGAAAUACGCCAUCAAAACAUUGUCAAACUCUAUGGAUUUUGUUCACAUUCACGCCACUCAUUUUUGGUAUAUGAGUUCUUGUCAGGAGGGAGCUUACGGAACGUACUUAAUCACAUGAAACAAGCUGUUGAAUUUGAUUGGGAGAAAAGGGUGAUGGCUGUUAAAAGUAUUGCAAGUGCCUUAUCAUAUAUGCACCAUGAUUGUUCACAACCAAUCAUUCAUAGGGACUUAUCAAGCAGCAAUGUUUUAUUUGAUUCCGAUUGGGUUGCUCAUGUGUCUGAUUUCGGCACUGCCAGGCUAUUAAAACCAGACUCGUCAAACUGGACUUCUUUUGCCGGGACGCUUGGUUACAUUGCUCCAGAACUUGCAUACACGAUGGAAGUGAAUGAGAAGUGUGAUGUUUACAGCUUUGGGGUACUAACACUAGAAGUUAUAAUGGGUAAGCAUCCUGGAGAACUCCUCACAUUGUUACAAGAGACUAAAGGCAUAUCUCACACUGAACUUCUGGACCAACGCCUUCCUCUGCCCGAGGAACAAGUUGCUCAGCAAGUGGAAUUACUUGUCAAGGUUGCAUUCUCAUGCGUGCAUAAGAGCCCUCAAUCUAGGCCGUCAAUGAGGAGUAUUACUCUAGACCUCUCGGUAGAGACGCAUGCAGCCAAAAGUAACAAGAUCUCCACCUGAGCCUUGGAGAGGAAUGUUUGCUUCAAAU